Molecule: messenger RNA, 1417 nt
Organism: Acipenser ruthenus (sterlet)
Lineage: Eukaryota; Metazoa; Chordata; Actinopteri; Acipenseriformes; Acipenseridae
Product: metaxin-2-like
Exons: 10
Coding region: 147-977 (276 amino acids)
Biological process (GO): mitochondrion organization
Cellular component (GO): SAM complex
Source: RefSeq, a predicted model, not a curated record
ACGUCCCUCUUGUUGUGCCUGUCAAAUGCAACACUCACUUCCUGAAACCUCCUGUGCCCUUAACCUUGUGCAGUGCAUGUGAACAAUAUUUCACUCGGUACAACUACUGAAUUGUUUAAUUUGUUGUAUUGUUUGGAGCUGUCGCCAUGUCUCUUGCUGCAGAGGCGUUUGUCUCCCAGAUAGCAGCUGCAGAGCCUUGGCCUGAGAAUGCAGCACUGUAUCAGCCUCUGAAGGAUGAUCAGAUAUUGCUUUCAGAUCAUGCUUCCUCACUUGCUGUCCAGGCGUAUUUGCGAAUGUGCAAUCUGCCAGUCCAGGUGGCUUGUAGGGCCAAUGCAGAGUACAUGUCUCCAUCUGGUAAAGUCCCUUUUAUACACGUCGGUAAUCAAGUUGUAUCGGAACUUGGUCCUAUAGUCCAGUUCAUCAAGGCGAAGGGCCAUUCACUUAGUGAUGGACUGGGUGAAGUCCAGAAGGCUGAGAUGAAAGCCUACAUGGAACUUGUGAAUAAUAUGCUGCUGACAGCUGAGCUGUACAUACAGUGGUGUGAUGAAAAUACAGCAAAGGAGAUUACUAGGCCUAGAUUUAGCUCUCCUUACACAUGGCCUCUGAAUCACGUGUUGGCCUAUCAGAAGCAGUGGGAAGUUCGACGCAAGAUGAAAGCGAUUGGAUGGGCAGGGAAGACUCUUGAUCAGGUUUAUGAAGAUGUAAGUCAGUGCUGCCAAGCUUUGUCACAGCGACUGGGGACACAGCCUUAUUUCUUCAACAAACAGCCUACUGAACUGGAUGCUCUAGUCUUUGGACAUCUGUUCACAAUUCUUACAACUCAGCUCACCAGUGACGAAUUGGGAGAGAAAGUGAAGAACUACAGUAACCUGUUGUCGUUCUGCAGGAGGAUAGAGCAGAACUACUUUGAAGACCAUGACAAAGACAGCAUUACAAGUUCAACCUCUCGCUUAUCAAAAGGCUCUUCCUUGAUGUAAACUUUCACAGCUGCAAGAUCCUCUUAUAAUGAGGCACACAAAUAACUAGAUCCUCAAUAAUGAGGCACACAAAUAACUAGACUAUAAUACCUGCAACACAACAGUACAUACCACUGGCACAUGGCGGUCUAUGACAUUUUUGAGAUUUAUCAUAAAAAUGAAGUAACCAGAUAUGUUUUUUUAACAAAAAAAAGAAUGAACCAUUUGGUUGCAAGCACGAAGAGAAUGCAGCUUUAAAGGUGAUGCAUUUAAGGAAACUUUUAAUUUCAUCUGAAUCUGACUAUCGUGUAUGAUAUAACUAAAUUUACUCAUGUGGUUGUCAUCAUUUACCAUUUGGGAAUUGUUGAUUUGCUGUGUCUUUCACGUCAUACACUUUUGAAAAGCCUUUGGACUCCACUUUAUCUGCAUGCAAUGCAUUAAAACGUAAUGUAUAAAAAGUA